Messenger RNA from Lactuca saligna, 546 nucleotides. NCBI's taxonomy places the organism in Eukaryota, Viridiplantae, Streptophyta, Magnoliopsida, Asterales, Asteraceae. The record is from the annotation of a GenBank genome assembly.
AUGUUUCCCUGGGAACUUCGUCCAUUGAUGGAGAUAAGGUGGCAACUAAGUCACUUAUUCCUAUUGACAAGGUCAAUAAAAGACCAGAAAGCGAAUCGUGUCUGUUAUCCAGCCAGCAGCAUCGAUAUACACCUUGGGAAUUAUCUUAGUGCAACAAAAAACUGGAUAUCACUACAGCACUUUAUUUGGCAAGUCUCAAAGGAUUCUGUAUUUGUUCAAUCUCAUAUGCGUACUCAUGUAGAGCUGAUGUGGUUGUUAAGCUCAGGCACACCGAUCAGUUGGCUUAACGAAAUGAUUCGGUUUGAAAGUGAGAAAUUAUGUAAGAAACUUUCAAUGGAAGAACAUAAAUUACAUGAAACAUUUAGCAAGAAGUUAAUAAAACUGUUGAAUAAUGAACAAAGGGGAGCUAUUGCUGACUAUUUUUGCGUCUACAAGGGUAACAACAAUAUAGUAAAUCAAAGGUUUCUCUUGUGGGUUCUGCAAUUCAUCCUUUUUCCUGAUGAAUCAAUAACCUCAGAGCUUAGAGGAAAAUGGCAAAGAUGUUAA